Bipolaris sorokiniana ND90Pr is the source of this 1419-nucleotide messenger RNA. RefSeq names its product carbohydrate-binding module family 1 protein. Gene Ontology annotation, biological process: carbohydrate metabolic process. The record is from RefSeq and is a predicted model, not a curated record. The coding region runs from base 136 to 1104 and encodes 322 amino acids. NCBI's taxonomy places the organism in Eukaryota, Fungi, Ascomycota, Dothideomycetes, Pleosporales, Pleosporaceae. Gene Ontology annotation, cellular component: extracellular region. Gene Ontology annotation, molecular function: cellulose binding. The transcript is spliced from 2 exons.
AUCCUCAUCAGCCUCUGAGUUCAUCAACCAGCAGUCUUUUACAUUCUUUUCAGUCCUUCUUUUCGAUUCUUUGCCUUUCGCAAAUCACCUUCUUUUCAACCAACCAUCUAAAACAUUCGUUACUGCUAGUUCAGAAUGAAGUUCUCCGCUGCUCUUAUCGCCGCCGUCGCCCAAGUGGCUUCCGCUCACUACUUCAUGGACAAGGCCAUUGUCGGUGGAGUCGAGACGCCUGCCUUCAAGUACGUUCGCCAGUCGACUCGUGCUACCAAGUACAACCCCAUCAAGUUCUCCUCCAACCCCGCGGCCGACAUCCGCGACAACUCCCAUAUCGAUGGUCCCGAUAUCGUCUGCAACCAGGGUGCUUUCUCCUCUGCCGGCAAGACCGAUGUCCUGACCGUCAAGGCUGGUGACGAGAUCCGCCUCAAGCUCGCUGUCGGCGCCAAGUUCCAGCACCCCGGUCCCGAAUUUGUCUACAUGGCCAAGGCCCCCAGCAGUGUCAAGACCUUUGACGGAAAGGACGGCGCCUGGUUCAAGAUCCACGAGCAGGGUGUCUGCGAUGGCGGCGAUUUCACCUCUACCGCCUGGUGCGAUUACAACAGGGAUUACAUUUCGGCCAGGAUCCCCAAGGACACUCCCAACGGAGAGUACCUCGCCCGCUUCGAGCACAUUGGUGUUCACCGCUCCCACGUCAACCAGCCCGAGCACUACGUCUCUUGCAUGCAGAUCAAGGUUGAGGGUGGCGGCAGCGGUACCCCCGGUCCCACUGUCAAGUUCCCCGGUGCCUACAAGGCCUCUGACCCAUACGCCAACUUCAGCAUCUACAACGGCCGCAAGGCUUUCCCCAUGCCCGGUCCUACCGUCUGGAAGGGAGGUGCUGGAACCGCCAGCGCUGGUUCUUCCCCUGCCGCCCCUGCCAACAACGCCCCUGCUGCUCCUGCUGCCACCACUCUCGCCACCAAGCCCGCUCCUGCUGCCACUCCUGCUCCCGCUGCUGGCUGCGCUGCUCAGUGGGCCCAGUGCGGUGGCGCUGGCUUCAAUGGCGCCAAGUGCUGCGCCAAGGGCUCUUGCAAGACCAUGAACCCCUACUACUCCCAAUGCCAGUAAGCGUCUCGCGCUCUGGUAUGAUAAAAAAGGUUCAACGGUGAUGCGUGAACGAUGAUGGUGGAUGGGCGACUUGCCUACCACAACCCCCCCUUCUUUGGCUUCCGGGCUACUGUACAAUCUUUCUCAAGGGCUUUCCUGGGGACUGGGCUACUUUGACUGCUAGUUUUCCCCUGUAUAUACUCGAGGCUCCAUACUUUCUUGUCAUAUAAAUCAUUUAGUUUUCUGAUUCUUGCUCCACAUGCUACUUUCCAUGAGUGAUGUCUAUUGUCAUGAACUGGUAUUUUUUGUGAACAGUCAAUGGUGUUGGAAAAUAAU